AUGCUACACAUGGAGACAAACCAUGCCGAGGGAGACUCUCCCUUUGUGGUUGCUGACGAGGCUGCGGCGGCCAAUGGCGGUCACAUUCCAGAAGCAGAGGAAGAAGGACCUCUUUAUAUCGAAUGUCCAGCGGAAGACUGCGGGGAAGUCCUGCUCGCGGCCGACCUAGACUAUCAUCUAGAACUCCAUACCGCUGAGCAAGGCGGCAGCGCUUCUUCGGAGACUGAGACUGGCAGUCCCGUCAUCACCCCUUCCACUCCGUCAUCGUCCCCAAAGGUUCAGUCUCCGCCGGAAAAGAGGCCGACCCACACGACGACGCGCACUCCUACCAACCGCUCUUCGACCUCUUCACCUAGACAUAGUACUACUUCUUCGAAAACCCGCCGAGGGGAACAAAAGGGCGACCAUCACAGCGAUAGGAACAGCGAUAGGAGUAGGGACAGCAGUAAGAGCAGAUCGAUAUGGCGAGCAAUCUUUGGAAUCCACCAUCACUCCAGUCAAUCCUCUGAUACGCCCUCCUCGAUAUCUCCAAAUUCUCCAAAGCCUCCAAAGAAGCGCCAUAGAGAGAGGAUGUCGGAACGACUGGCCGAACGAGCCUCGGAAACAACGGCGCAAGUCGUUAGAGGGACCCGCCUUGGUAAAGCGCAGCUCGGUAAGUACGCGCACGAGGAGCAGAUGCCGGAUUGGCUUGUCAAACAUCUCGAGAAGGGUCUUUAUGUGAAGAGUGAAGGCGUUAUUCCGGUGCUAGCACAGCUGUUUGAGCGAUGUUUUUCGACAAGACGCGCCUUCUUGUGCCACCCAAGCACAAAUCAUGUGUCAAAGCUUAGAAAAGAAGGGGGUUUCUGUGGUUAUCGCAACAUCCAAAUGUUGUCGUCUUACAUCAUCAACACCAAAUACCCAGGCCACCAGCAUUUUCGCAACGAAAUCCCCUCGAUAUUUGACAUCCAAGAAAUGAUCGAGACAGCCUGGGACCACGGAAUCAACCCUAAUGGAAGGGUUGAAACGGGCGGCAUCCGCGGUACCAGAAAGUACAUCGGGACGCCUGAGGCGCUGGUCAUGUUCCGGUUGUUGCAAAUACCUUUCGACGUUCAAGCCUUCAAAGACCCCUCACCAGGCCAAUCUGAAAAGGCCCUGCUAGAUAUGGUCGAGCGGUACUUCCAAGCAGGCACCAUUCUCCCCCAAAGCGCCACCACCGAGAUACAGAAAGUCUGGCAGACCGACCUGCCGCCAAUAUACUUCCAGCACGCAGGACAUUCGAUGACCAUCAUCGGGCUGGAGCGCGACAAGUCUGGCGCCAGAAAUCUAAUCGUGUUCGAUCCCAUGUUCCAUGAUGCGUCCACCAUCACUAGGCUUAUUGGGAAGGAGGUGCAUCCGCAUCCCAUGGCGGCGAACAUGGCGGUUAAUUCUUACCGACGCGGAAGUAAAUACCUAGGAAAAUAUGAGCAGUUUGAGGUCAUUAGGCUGCUACCACGUCCGGAGAUCAAAAAGGCGUAG
Messenger RNA from Sordaria macrospora k-hell, 1494 nucleotides. NCBI's taxonomy places the organism in Eukaryota, Fungi, Ascomycota, Sordariomycetes, Sordariales, Sordariaceae. The record is from RefSeq and is a predicted model, not a curated record.